Molecule: messenger RNA, 2384 nt
Organism: Portunus trituberculatus (swimming crab)
Lineage: Eukaryota; Metazoa; Arthropoda; Malacostraca; Decapoda; Portunidae
Product: circadian locomoter output cycles protein kaput-like
Exons: 13
Coding region: 654-2030 (458 amino acids)
Biological process (GO): regulation of transcription by RNA polymerase II; circadian regulation of gene expression
Cellular component (GO): nucleus; CLOCK-BMAL transcription complex; cytoplasm
Molecular function (GO): protein dimerization activity; RNA polymerase II cis-regulatory region sequence-specific DNA binding; DNA-binding transcription factor activity, RNA polymerase II-specific
Source: RefSeq, a predicted model, not a curated record
CAAACAUGGCGGGUGGACGGGGAAGGUAUACACGACCGUCUCCCGCAAAUUUGGCGUAAGGCGUGAGUACAGGCCGUGGAGCACCAUGUUUCAUAUUACGUAGGCAGUAUAAGACUCCCGCAGAGGCCGUGGCAUGGCGACAGUGCCGUGGUGCCAGUGAAAGUGCCGGAAAUUACCUUUUGUGUGCGGGACAGUGCCAAAGGGUCACUGGAAAAGCCCCUGUGAAGUUUAUAUUUUUGACCAUUCCUCGUUUCCUAGAGGCGCUCUGUGACCUCCGAGGCGGCAGGGAGGACCAGAAAAGCCCCCUGCGUAACCCUGUGGCAGUGAGUAGCGGCUGAACCUCUACAUAACGGUGUAAAAGAGGCAUUUAAAUAGCUGUACCGAGUGUUGUGUAACGGUGGUGGCUCAGGUCUGUGUUCGUGUGUGUGUAUGUUUGAUUUUUCCCCCUGGGUGGUGAUUGAGACCCCAGGGAUGACCUCCUGUCCCUCACCGCGUCCUGGGGCCACAGCCAGACCCAGCGCGCCCCCAGUGGCUGCAGUAACUCUACCUCGAUAAGACUAAGGAAUUUACCUGCCUUCUUUAUCCACCUGUCCUGUCUACCUGUGUGUCUCUUGCCUCACCUGACUCACCUCUCCUGGGGGAAUCUUCUGGAAAUGUCGCAUGAAGUUCUCACUCCAUCUCCUGGCAAGUCAGUGAUGAACGAUGACGGGGACGAGAAGGAUGACGUCAAGAGAAGGUCCCGCAACCUGUCGGAGAAGAAGAGAAGGGACCAGUUUAACCUCCUCAUCAGCGAACUGUCCACCAUGGUGUCCUCAAACAACAGAAAGAUGGACAAGUCGACGGUUCUUAAGGCCACCAUUGCUUUCCUCAAGAACCAGAAGGAGAUCUCGGUGCGGUCACAAACUCAGGACAUCCGCGAGGACUGGAAACCAUCCUUCCUGUCCAACGAGGAAUUCACCCACCUGAUGCUGGAGGCGCUGGACGGCUUCAUCAUGACCGUGUCCUGCUCCGGGAAGGUCCUCUACACAUCAGAGUCCAUCACGCCGCUCAUAGGACACCUCCCUAACGAUAUCUCCGGCAGGCCUCUCUAUGAUCUAAUGCUGGAGGAUGAACGGGACGAGAUGAAGCAGUUCCUCUCCAAUCCAGCUCUUGCGCCCAACCCAAGUAACUGGCCAGAGGAAAGCAAAGAGAAGUACACGCUAACAGUUCAUCUGAAGCGGUCCAGCCGAGGUACCACCGUGGACUCCUUGUAUGAACGGGUGCACCUCACAGGGUACUUUGAGCGGUACUCCUGCCCCAGCGAAGAUGGAGUGCUGGAGUUUAGCUGCAGUGAGGCGGAGGAUUCAGUUCCCCUCAACAGCUGUGGCAGAGGCCUUCCCGGUGGUGGUGGUGGUGGUGGUGGUGGCAGCGGUGGUGGUGGUGGCAGUGGUGGUGGUGGUGGUGGUGGUAGUGGAGGAUUAUUUCAAAGCUCUCUUGCCAAUUCACUACUCUCUCAGGAAUCCACGAAGUUGGUGUUCGUGGCCAUAGCGCGGCUGGACCGACCUCAGCUGGAGCGGGAGAUGACCAUCAUUGAGCCCAGUAAGACAGAGUUCACCUCAAGACACAGCCUGGAGUGGAAAUUUCUCUUCCUUGACCACAGGGCCCCCACCAUCAUAGGAUACAUGCCAUUUGAGGUGCUGGGAACCUCAGGAUAUGACUACUACCACGUGGAGGACUUGGAGAAGGUGGCAGCCUGUCAUGAGCAGUUGAUGAAGACAGGCAAGGGCACCUCCUGCUACUACCGGUUCUUGACGAAGGGGCAGCAGUGGAUCUGGCUGCAGACUCAGUACUACAUCACCUACCACCAGUGGAACUCCAAGCCCGAGUUCAUUGUGUGCACCAAUACUGUCAUCAGAGAUCUUUGGACGCCUUCCUCCACCAAAAUUGUGGCGCGGAAACUCACACUCAUCAUUAGCCUUGAAUGUUGCAACAAGGCACCGCACUGUACGUGCACUCACACCAGUUUCCACACUUGUUUCAUGGCUGUUUAGCCCCAAUUGGUAGCACUGACUCACACUUCUUAUAGUAUCUCACUUCAUGUAUCCCUUUGAAAUAUCAAAUAUUUGUACUUGAUGAUGUUUGUUAACUGCACAAAGCCACACAGAUGGGUUGGGGGGAAGGGUGACACUGCUCUUUAUCUCCAGCAAAGGCAUGAUAAAGAUUUAAAUGUCCUUCAAAAUUUGAGUGACAGCUCGGAUGAGUCGACAGACGGUAUUUUCUUUUACGCCGUGGAAGUUUUGUAGUGGUUGGAGGAGUUACGUACAAUGCCAGGGAAGUCACGUAUGUUGUUCUCCUGCAGUCACGUCAAUUGUCUCUGACUGUACUAUCAUAAAUAGUGCUAUCAU